CUCCCGCAUUGCUAGGGGAAAGCUGGGGAGCCCGAGUCUGGCCCGAGUUGGCUGGAGCUGUUGCCAUGACAAGCAUUUUCUUAAGAAAGCCCUGCUGUUGAGACCAUCCAAAGCCGGGGGGUGGGGAGGGGGACACGAACUUCCUGGGAGAACCAUCCCUCCGAAGAGAGCAAGGUCGCAGACACCCGCCCAGCUCCCUGCACCCAUUUUCUUCCAGGAAGGUCCUUCUCAUUGGAAGGAGACCCAGCCCACUCCCCCGCCGUAGCUGGAAAGGCUGGAGCGCUAAGCCCGCAUCUCUAGCUUGGUCGCCACACUGGGGAGGCCUGCGGUGGUCACCCCACCCUGUCGCGUCUAUGGAGACCCGGAGGAAGAGUCCCGCUUGGAGAAACCCGGAUCUGUGCUAGAAACAGAGACAUCCAGUUGUCAUCCGUAUCCAGUGAGGCCUCCUCUUCCUCCUCCUCCUGCUCUACCACCACAGUUGCCGGUUGUUGCUAAGGUGACCUCCACGGUGUUCCACCUCCAUCUGGGCAAGUCAGUGUAAGCUAGGAACCUACGUACCCUGGACAACCACGUCCACCACACCCCCCCCUUUCUGGGGACACCAGUCAUUGCGACACGAAGUCCGUCUUCUAUUCAGUUCCCCCACCCUCUUCCUCUUCUCACUGCCAGGCUCCAUACAGAAGGAAAGAUCUAGGCUUGGGGUUGCUACUCUGAAGCCUGUUGCACAAGACAUAGUCGAUCUAUUUUCUAACUGGACCCCCCAAGACAAGCAAGAAACAGGAGGAAGCAGGACAAGGAGGCAGGAGACACUGAUCCGUUGAAGGGACUCUCCACAUCUUCUCUGGUUGAGGGACUGGUAACUGCAGGCAAAAUGACGACCCCAUCGGGACAUUCCUUGCCGGCCAACUCGGUGGCCGAGAGCCGUGGAGGGGAGUUUGGCUGUACAUUAAUGGACCUGAGGAAGCUUAUGGAGCUGCGUUCCACCGAUGCGCUGGCCCAGAUUAAUGUCCGCUAUGGAGGUGUACUCAACAUAUGCAGUAGACUGAAAACCUCCCCCGUGGAAGGUCUAUCUGGGAACCCUGCAGAUCUGGAGAAACGUAGACUUGUGUUCGGACAGAAUCUGAUCCCUCCAAAAAAGCCCAAGACCUUCUUAGAGUUAGUGUGGGAAGCCCUUCAAGACGUCACGCUCAUCAUCCUGGAGAUUGCAGCCAUCAUCUCCCUGGUCUUGUCCUUCUACCGCCCCCCUGGUGGAGAUAAUGAAUUGUGUGGUCAAGCUGUAAGUAACCCGGAAGAGUCAGAGGAGGGAGAAACUGGCUGGAUCGAGGGGGCAGCCAUCCUGGCCUCAGUGAUCAUCGUGGUGUUAGUGACUGCCUUCAAUGACUGGAGUAAAGAGAAGCAAUUCCGGGGACUACAGAGUCGCAUCGAACAAGAGCAAAAAUUCUCCAUUAUCCGGAAUGGUCAGCUCAUCCAGCUCCCUGUGGCCGAGAUCGUGGUGGGUGAUAUCGCCCAGAUCAAAUACGGUGACCUGCUUCCUGCAGAUGGGAUCCUGAUCCAGGGGAAUGAUCUGAAGAUUGAUGAGAGUUCUCUGACAGGAGAAUCAGACCAUGUCAAGAAGACCCUGGAGAAAGACCCCAUGUUGCUCUCAGGGACCCAUGUGAUGGAAGGUUCUGGCCGGAUGGUAGUGACUGCUGUGGGGGUCAACUCCCAGACAGGGAUCAUCUUUACUCUCUUAGGAGCCAGUGAGGAAGAGGAGGAGGAGAAGAAGAAGAAAGGUAAAAAACAAGGAGUCUCUGAAAAUCGCAACAAAGCAAAGACCCAGGAUGGAGUGGCCUUGGAAAUCCAGCCACUCAACAGCCAGGAGGGGGCUGACAAUGAGGAAAAGGAGAAGAAGGUAACCAAGGUGCCCAAGAAGGAGAAGUCAGUGCUGCAGGGCAAGCUGACACGCUUGGCCGUACAGAUCGGGAAAGCUGGUCUGAUCAUGUCCGCUAUCACAGUUGUCAUCCUGAUUGUAUACUUUGUGGUUGACAACUUCGUGAUACAGCGCAGGCCGUGGCUACCUGAGUGUACUCCUGUCUACAUCCAGUACUUUGUCAAAUUCUUCAUCAUCGGCGUCACUGUACUGGUGGUAGCUGUGCCAGAGGGGCUGCCACUGGCUGUCACCAUCUCAUUGGCUUACUCUGUGAAGAAAAUGAUGAAAGACAAUAAUCUGGUACGGCACUUGGACGCUUGUGAGACAAUGGGCAAUGCCACAGCCAUUUGCUCUGAUAAGACGGGCACGUUAACCAUGAACCGCAUGACAGUGGUACAAGCUUAUUUUGGGGACACCCACUAUCGUCAGAUCCCAAGCCCUGAUGUCUUCCAGCCUAGGGUCCUGGACCUUCUUGUCAAUGGCAUUUCUAUCAACAGUGCUUAUACAUCCAAGAUUCUGCCUCCAGAGAAGGAGGGAGGUCUCCCACGGCAGGUGGGCAACAAGACGGAGUGUGCCCUGCUGGGCUUUGUCACAGACCUGAAGCAGGAUUACCAGGCAGUGCGCCAUGAAGUGCCUGAGGAGAAGCUCUACAAGGUUUACACCUUCAAUUCAGUGCGCAAGUCCAUGAGCACCGUCAUCGAAAAACCCGGUGGGGGCUUCCGCAUGUUCAGCAAGGGCGCCUCAGAGAUCAUUUUGCGCAAGUGUAAUCGAAUCCUGGACAAGGAAGGGAAAGCAGUGCCAUUCAAGAGUGUGGACCGAGACACUAUUGUGCACACUGUCAUUGAGCCCAUGGCCUGCGAGGGACUCCGGACUAUCUGCAUAGCUUACCGGGAUUUUGAUGACGCAGAGCCCAUAUGGGAAAAUGAGAAUGAGAUCCUCACUGAGCUGACCUGUAUCGCCGUAGUGGGCAUUGAGGACCCUGUGCGCCCAGAGGUACCAGAUGCUAUUGUCAAAUGCAAACGAGCUGGUAUUACUGUCAGAAUGGUGACCGGCGAUAAUGUCAACACAGCCCGGGCUAUUGCCACCAAAUGUGGCAUUCUGACACCUGGAGAUGACUUCUUGUGCUUAGAAGGCAAAGAAUUCAACAGACUUAUCCGCGAUGAGAAAGGAGAGGUAGAACAAGAAAAGCUGGACAAGAUCUGGCCCAAGCUUCGGGUGCUGGCGCGGUCUUCUCCCACAGACAAGCACACGCUGGUGAAAGGCAUCAUUGACAGCACUGUUGGGGAACAGCGGCAGGUGGUGGCUGUCACUGGUGAUGGCACAAAUGAUGGGCCCGCUCUAAAGAAAGCAGACGUUGGUUUUGCCAUGGGUAUUGCAGGCACAGACGUCGCAAAGGAGGCAUCAGACAUUAUCCUAACAGAUGACAACUUCACCAGCAUCGUGAAGGCAGUGAUGUGGGGACGGAACGUCUAUGACAGCAUCUCCAAGUUCCUGCAGUUCCAGCUCACUGUCAAUGUAGUCGCUGUGAUAGUGGCCUUCACCGGAGCCUGUAUCACUCAGGAUUCACCACUGAAAGCCGUGCAGAUGUUGUGGGUUAAUCUGAUCAUGGACACCUUUGCUUCACUGGCCCUGGCUACUGAGCCCCCUACGGAUUCUCUGUUGAAGCGCCGCCCGUAUGGCCGAAAUAAGCCUCUAAUCUCCCGUACUAUGAUGAAGAACAUCUUGGGCCAUGCAGUCUAUCAGCUCACUGUCGUUUUUCUCCUAGUCUUUGUUGGUGAGAGAUUAUUUGACAUUGAUAGUGGGAGGAAGGCGCCUCUCCACUCGCCACCCAGCCAGCACUAUACUAUUGUUUUCAACACCUUCGUGCUGAUGCAGCUCUUUAAUGAAAUCAACUCCAGAAAGAUCCAUGGGGAGAGGAACGUCUUCGCAGGCAUCUACCGUAACAUCAUCUUCUGCUCGGUAGUCUUGGGCACAUUCGUCGCCCAGGUUUUCAUUGUGGAAUUUGGGGGUAAACCCUUCAGUUGUACAAAGCUCAGCCUGACCCAGUGGUUGUGGUGUCUCUUCAUCGGGAUUGGAGAACUUUUGUGGGGUCAGGUCAUUUCUGCAAUACCGACCCAGUCCCUGAAGUUCCUGAAGGAGGCUGGGCAUGGCACUAUCAAGGAUGAUUUGACCCACGAUGGCGAGGGGAUGGAUGAGAUUGACUUUGCAGAGAUGGAGCUACGCCGUGGUCAGAUCCUCUGGUUCCGAGGCCUGAACCGUAUUCAGACUCAGAUCAGAGUGGUCAGAGUGUUCCAUAGCUCCCUCCCCGGAGUCAUUCCGAAGUCCAAGAUUCAACAAUCCAUCCACAACUUCAUGGCCACCCCUGAAUUCGAUGACGAGUUUCCGCGAACACCCGCCCAGCAUAGCCACGAGGAGGACCUUAGCAAGGAUGCUAAGACUGGGACAAGGGUGCUUCUGUUGGAUGGUGAGGCCGCUCCACAUGCUAACAAAAACAACAACGCUGCGGAUUCCAAUCAAGUGCAGGUCUUUGCCUCUCAUUCGGACAGCCCCCUGCAAAGCCUGGAGACAUCAGUUUGAACUUUCAUUCUCUGACUCCCAUCCCUGCUUUCUCUUAUUUCCUUUUUUUACCUAUCCCAUCUACAAGGUGACGAUGGGACUUUUCACUGUCAUGUCAGCUGCUCCCAAGUGUGUGAAGACCCCCACCUGACCACGAAGAAGCAACAGCACAGACCUACAAGGAUUUCAACUUAAACUUGAGCUGGGGUUUGUAGCAGGACCCAGUCAAACCCCAGGCAAGUAAUGGUAGAAUCUACUCCUUAGGUGUGUCAUUUGUUAUUUUUAAAGAAGUGACGACAAUCCUAGCAUAAUCUCAACCCAAAUUCUCCAUGGUGUUUAUACACAUGUCACCAUCUUCUGGCUUCUAGAUUUCAUCCUAUGAGUCUCUGCCAUUUACAAGCUAAUUAAGGGUUCAGAGAGAGACAAAUAUUCACAAAUGAAAUGUGUUGAGGUAGGGAUGGAAGGUGUAAAAUCAGCCAGUGUAGUGAUUGUUUUAAAAACAUUUUUUUCCCAUUUUGAAAACUUAUACCUGAACACCUCUAGUUCUUUCUGCCCUUCCAGUCAAUCCUCCCCAGGGUUCUUUUGGUUUUGCGUGACCCUUCCUUCUUUGCUUCUCUCAUAUUCUCUCUUUCUCUCUCCCUCUUUGUCUCUCUCUUUCUCUCUCUCUCUCUCAUUGUGAUAGUUAAGAGAAAGGAUACAGAUGGAUUGAAUCAACCAUUCUCCCUUCUGGCCCCAAUAGAACACUUAAUUUAGUUCUAGAUCUGGAGACAGACAGGUUUCCUUGCUAAAAGGAUCCUCUUGAAGCAAUUAAGAGCUGGUAAGAACAGUCCCCUGUUGUUUCCAGGUUAGCUUUUACAUCUAAACUGCCAUCUUGUCAGGGGUGUGUGGCUUUUAAGUGCCAGGGAGAUCAGCCUUGACUAUGAAGCUGGUGUAUGUGUGAUAUAUAGCUUUUUACCUUAGGCCUGAGCUUCGUCCUAUUCCUAAAGAGGUGGCAAAAGAAUGAAUUGGGUGUGACCCUACCUCCUUACUGCAUUUGGAGUUUGAGGACCAGAAGCUGCCAGGCCUACGACAAGACAAGCCAUUGAAGCAGACUCUCAAAGGGUUCCCCAUAGGGUGGCCACUGCUUUCAAAGCCAUCUUCCAAGACCCCUCUGGGGCAGGACGUGAUUGUUGGGAGAAAUGAGUGUUAAAAAGCCUUGGAAGAGGCCAAAGAGCCAUUCUAGCAGUAUCUAAGAAAACCUCCCUGUAAGCAUCAGAAACCUCGAGCUUAGGUGCUGGGUUUCACUUUGUCAUUCCCUUCACAAUCCUAAUUCUACUCUUUGCUGUGUCCCAUACAUCUUUAGUCUUGCACAAAUAUUUUGACUUUGAACACAUAUCCAAAGGGGGAGGCUCCCGUGACAUUGUGCUGACUUCAAGGAGCAACAAGCCCACGCUGGGGAGUACCCUGACUUCCUCUCUUCUUGCUCUCGCAUGCCCCACUCCAACCCUCCCCAACACAUACUCCAGCUGCUGCCCAGGAAAGUCCUGUGCCUUUUCGCCCUGAACACUGCUCAGAGCAUCCCCAGUCCACUUGCAUCUCAGGGGUUGAGGAUUUUGCUAGGAGGCUUAAGUGUUCCAUCCUGGGACAAGGUAGAGCCAAAUUCCCAGGAGCACCAUGGUUUUCCCUGCUCUUCUGUGUAGAUGGCGCUAACCCAUGUCCCCAAGUCUCACCUCGCAUUAGAUCAAUGAAGCACUCCCCCCCACACACUUCCAGACUGAUGGGAGUGAGAAGAGGACACUCGAGGCCCGUAAGAACUGCCAGUUUUCGGUUUGGGAGAGGAAGAUGACCUGAAACUGUCUACUUCUAGCCUUUUCUUCUGGAUCCCUCCUCCCUCACUCCUUAUACUUGAGCUAUCCAAGGUAGAAUGAGUAGAGAACACAUCCAUGACUACAUAACCCAUCACUGUAGGAAACAGGAAAACAGCUCUGAUUUGGGUUUUGUAAGGGUUACGUGCUUCAGCAAUCUUUUCUCUGUCUUAAAUACUCAUGGUGGGGGAGACGAAUAGCUCACCCAAGGUGUCAGGUGUUCACAUAUAUAUAUUUAUUAAGUAUAUUGGAAGAUUUAAUUCUGUCAAGUCUUUUAUUACCUCAGAUCAUUUUAAAAAGCAAGCCAAUAACAAGCUUCAGAGGCCAUUUUACCAUUCCUGUUCCCUAAAGACUCUCAUGGUGCCUGAUAGGAUACCCCUGAGGGCUCAUGUCUACUUUUUUAAAGUCAACGAUUUUGUGUGUGUGUGUGUGUGUGUGUGUGUGUGUGUGCUAGUUUCCAUAGUAAGAGAGAAAAUACAGAAAUAUUAUGCAAAAUAUAUAGUUUUCUUUAGAUCAGAAACUGAUAUUUUUGAGUCAGCCAUAUGUAUUUUGUUUAAAGGAUUUGAGAUAAAGUGCCGUCACCUAACUCUGUGGAAGGGAGCACAUAACCAGCUGUUUGACAUGACAGUGACUUAGUAUAUUUAUAAUUGGUUGUAAAAAACCAAUACACCAUACUUCCUUUCUCCAAACAGCCAUCUUUAUACUUAGGGGAAAAUUUUUGUUGGGUUCUAGACUUUUUUAAUAUAAAUUUUGUUGAUAUGGAAUUGAGUAAGUGUUUCUGUCCAUAUGGUUUUUUAUAUGUUUUUUUCUAUUCAGUUUCAGUGAUCCAACUGGCAGUGGUGACUAUGGCCUAAACUAACAAUGCUUUUCCCAAAAUGGUGCUUUCAGUUUGAAAAGGGUCUGAUGGGGAGGAGAAAAUACCAUCUUAGGUUCCUCUCUUGAUAAGCCUAGAAAAACAGGUAGUAAACUACUGAUAGGAAAACAUCCAGCAAGAAGGUUCGCAACUGCCAGGAAUUGGACGUGUACCCCCAGCCCCCACAGAGAUGGGUUGCCAGGCUUUUUGGUACAUGGCGGUUGGUAUCAGGGCCUUAUGUUGGUUUUGUGUUUCUUGAAGAAUUAGCUGGCAGACUGGUACCAAAGACAGUCUGGAUCUGUAAGGGAACUGAUUUGGGAUUUGCAUGUUUUGUUUCUUCCAUUUCCUGUUCCCCCUGGACUUUUCCAUUAGUGAGUUUUUGUGCAAGAAUCUGAUUUGUAAUUCCUUUCUUCCCCUAGGAAGAUAUUGUGUGAUAUGUUAGACAGAAGACAGAGCUAUGUGUGAUUUAAAAACAACGGCUGGUUCCAGCCCUGGGCAAUAGUCUCAGAGCUAGGUCCUUCCCAUAGGUGUCCUCUGUCCUCUGAAGUAACUCUUCCAUCUCAAAAGGUAUUAAGAGCGAGACCACCAGGAAAUCCCUGUGGGCCCUGUGGAUUCUUUAGUGUUUGGGUUUCUUCUCUUUGAGCUUCAGAGGAGAGUUUACACAGAUACAUCUGAAUGAUUACCUCACUGCCGAAAACCCAGAGGGACACAAACCCUCUUAAUGCAUCCCUUCCUUUCUUUCCUGCUUCCCUUGCCUUACAAUUGAAGCCACCCAUGGCACCAUCCCAAUGUGCAUAUUUGCUCAUCUUUCAUAUCUAGGGACCACCCUACUGCAUUGGUGGUGGUGGGCAGUUAUAAAUAUCUGCUAUUCUUAAGCCAUUCUAGACUCUCGGAGCAGACCAGAUACCCUUCCAUUUAGCUCAGUGCCAGAAUUUUUAUCUUCCCAACCCUGCAGUUAUACCUGCCAUCCCCUUUCCUCUUGAUUAGGGGAGGCAGAGGGAGGUGAGCUCCCUGCAACUGAAUCGGCCUUUGGUUCAUGUUUUCUCCCCAUAUGUAUAUAUGCCAUAUGUGAAUAUGCCAUAUAUAUGUGGCAGCAGAUCUAUCUAUGUUGUUCUUUUCAAAUUAGCACGCAGGUAGGAAUUUUGAGUUUCUUCUUCUUUUUGGUAACUAGUAUAACAAGCACUGAUAUUUUUGUACAAAAAAAAAUCAGAAGAUUGACUAUUGUGGUCUGCAUGACAAGCAAAUGGUGAUAUCAAAGCAAUGUAUACCCUUGUGUGUGUUACCAUAAUUUGCAGUUCAACUUAACAGUGCACCCAAUCUGUAUUUGCAUUUUGAUAUUAUUUAAGCUCUAUGUACAAUGUUUUGCAUGUAUUUAUACGGUUCUUAGGGGAAAAAUUUUGAUAAACUGGCAAAUCUGAUGUGUUGUUCCACUGAGACGGGAUGAAGAGGAGUUUUAAAAGGGGUCAUUUUUUGGAACCAAUAAAGCUUUUUCGCUGAUAAGCAGAACCAAUACUGCCAUGCACUGAGAAUAAAAAACCCAUACCCACUUGUAACUGUGCUGUCCUCAAUGUGUCUCCACUUUUGGGUAAUGCCACUGUUGAUCUUGGAGCUGAGAAGGUUACCACCACAGCCACCCAUCAGAGCCAGCACAGAUCUCAGCUUGCUCCUUACCCUCCCGUAUCUCUCCCUGGAGUUUUGCUGUCCUGGGUGCCAGUCUUGUUCCCUGGUGGAACAAGCUUUGUUCUGCCCACUACAGUUGGAGUAAGUAGAGUCCACAAUCCAGGAACUGGUAAGUUGGAGUCUUGGGAGGGAUAAGCAAGAAGCAGUCUUAGGUGACCUCUGUCCAUUUUUUUUUUUUUUUAAUGAGAUGCCAUUUGGCAAAGUUAGUUCUCCUUAUAUUUGUUGUUUUUCCCUUUGUUCUCUACCACCCACUUCCUCCUUAUAGCUUUGGUUUUUUUUCAUUGUUUUCGUUUUGUUUUUAAUGGUUUCGUUUCUAGUAUAUUUCUAGAAUUUCUAGUGUGUCUGGUAUUAGAUGCAUUUCCAGCCAAAACAGUUUCCUGACAGGUCAUUUAUAUUCUGAGCUUUCAGGUCUCAGGUAACCCCCUCCUGCAGCUCUCAUCCAGUUGCACAGCCAAGUUCCCUGCUCUCUUUUAAAACACCAUAGUAGAAAAGCUCCCCAAGUCCCCUUAGGAAUGUACAAUGUUGAAGAACAGCCAAAAUUCCUGCAGGUUCUCCCAGGCUGUUUCUGAAGACUCUGGAUUUAGGGAGGACCCAGCCUUACUUGGAAAAGUCCCCUACAGCCUGUGGUCUUACCCCACUUUUCUUGCCUUGUCCCAGGUUGUUCCCCACAGGCAUGGACACACCCACUUAGUUUCUUGAAAUAGAGACUGGAGGUAGUUAAUUAAAAGAAAUUAAGGGGGCUGGGCUUAUUUGAUAACAGGAGUCACAACAGAACCGUAAGUUCCCCCACAGACUGCCUUGCUAAUAAGGAAGCAACACAUACACAAGAGUCCUUUCCAAAGCUUCACCCCAUAUUUCUCCUCUCACUCUUAGACAAGAUAGAAGGCAGAUAUAUCUGUGCCUUUCUUCUAUGCCAACAGAGACUCUUAAAAGUCCAAUCUCCAAACCCCAGUAUGUGGUAAGGAAUGGUGAAGAACAAGUCUCACAAGUGUCAUUCUGUCAGACACCAUGUAUUCAUAGACAUUAGGACAACAGGACUUAGAGGCCAGCUUGGCUCCUUGGGCCCAGAGAAUAUAGAAGAAACAUGCCCUUUUCCUUCUUCUUCUCUACCCCCAGUUUCAGAAGCUUUACCCUCCAUCUUUAGUAACAAAUUGUGAGAUCCCCUCUCUCACUAAUGCAUCUUCUCCAUGUCGUCAGUGGGUUUGUUUGAAGCUCUCUGCCAGUCCUUCCUGGUUCUCUCCCAAGCAUACACAUGGCCAGGCAACCUCCCUCACUUCAUUCUGUGGCAAAUCCAAAGAUGACUUGUGGAUAUCAGCAAGUUAUUACCAGUCCCUGACCAGAAUCUCUCAUCUGUGCCUCUCAUCACUGAAAGCAAAGAGAGGAUGAGAAUGUCAUUUCCUUCACCAGCAAAUAAUUUUGGUGCUCUGUUGCAAAUAAAGCAUCUAAACAUGUUACUAUCUCUGUGUGGUGUCAUUAACAAUCAGUUGCCUCCAGCAGGAACCUAAGCCAUAGGGAAGAACCUAUGAGAUGUGUAAUCACAAAACACUCAUCUGGAAACUGGGAGUUGCUGGCUAGUGUGUGAUGGGGAGCCAACCAUAAACAAGUCUUUAACAUUUUUUCAAACAAUCCCUCCUGGCCCAUCACCACUCCCCUAUCCUGAGAAGACACAUACACAGGAGAAAAUGCUCUUUGGGAUGGUGUCAAAUUCAAAAUGCCAUUUCACACUUACUUACACUGAGAAGUGAAAUGAUUCAUGUAUUUGGAAAAUCAAAUGACAACCAGAAAUCUAACUUCUGCUCAUGAAAGUCAAGCAAGGCAAAUACUUGAGC
Molecule: messenger RNA, 10671 nt
Organism: Castor canadensis (American beaver)
Lineage: Eukaryota; Metazoa; Chordata; Mammalia; Rodentia; Castoridae
Gene: Atp2b4
Product: ATPase plasma membrane Ca2+ transporting 4
Biological process (GO): calcium ion transmembrane transport; regulation of cytosolic calcium ion concentration
Cellular component (GO): intracellular membrane-bounded organelle; plasma membrane
Molecular function (GO): ATP binding; ATP hydrolysis activity; P-type calcium transporter activity
Source: RefSeq, a predicted model, not a curated record